Molecule: messenger RNA, 496 nt
Organism: Saccostrea echinata
Lineage: Eukaryota; Metazoa; Mollusca; Bivalvia; Ostreida; Ostreidae
Product: GTP-binding protein RAD-like
Exons: 3
Coding region: 29-448 (139 amino acids)
Cellular component (GO): plasma membrane
Molecular function (GO): calcium channel regulator activity; GTPase activity; GTP binding
Source: RefSeq, a predicted model, not a curated record
UGUUUUGUGUGAAAAUACUAACUCCGAGAUGUGCUUAACAAUUGAAAAUAAGGAGAUAUGUCCAGAAACGAUUUCACAGGACAUAGAUGACGCGGACGCCUGUGUUGUCAUGUUUGCUGUGUCCGACAAAGCAUCGUUCCAGUUUGCCAAACUUUGUGUGCAAAAUAUUCGUCGAAGUCAUCGAGAAGAUGUGCCUAUAUUUCUUGUAGCAAACAAAUCUGACUUAAUUCGAUACCGGAAGGUGUCUACGAAUGAUGCCAUUAAAGUUGCCGACAUUCACAAGUGCCUGUUCUUUGAAACAUCGUUAACCAUGAAUCACAACACAGAAGAACUAUGUAAAGAAGUCCUUGUGCAAAUUGAAGAAACUUCAGUUCGAACAAAUAUGAAAUGUUUCCAGAGAGUGAUCGACAUUUUUCAAUCCAGAAUGAAACGUGUCUUUUGCAGAUAGCAAUGUUCUUGUCAACACAACCAAUAACCUUGCGUUUAUUUUUAUACC